CAACGGCGAAACUUAUCUUCCAGAUGUCCACCAAGAACCUCUCCCCCAAGAAAGUCGACGUCCAUCUCCCCGGACCGUCCCCCAAACGCCCCCGACACGAUGCCUCCGAGUCUGCCUCUGCGAAGAAGCCAGUGAGCAGGGCUCGGAAGGGUGCACACUCUCGCGCGGGCUCCGUCGCAUCCAUCGCCCGUGAGGACACCAUCGACGCUAGCAUGGCAUCGCCCACGAAGCCCACGUCGAGCAUGAAGCCGCCAUCUAUGAUUACCCAACGCACUGAGACUCCGGAGGACGCUGCAGACGACCGAUCCUCCAUUGGGGAGUCGUCUAAGGCACGUGCCCGGAAGACGGAGUCGGAGCGCCGUCAGUUCCUCGAGGAGGACCCGAGCUCGGGGGACGUUGAGGCACACAAAGUCUUCUGCAAGGCUUGCGAUAGCUGGGUUGAGCUCAACUCGAAGCGGCGGUACAUCAUGCGGCUCUGGCUCGAGCACAAGAAGCAAUGCAAGAAUGCAGCUGUAGAAAGCCCGAGCAAGGCCAAGGCGAGUGCUGCAGAGAAAGUUACAGAUGAGGCAGUAGAGGACGAUGGCGCAUCCAUUGCCGCAACGUCCGUCGCAGAUGGCGGUCACCGCCGAGUCGUGAAGGAAGAGGACCGAAAGGCGAUCCUCGAGGCCGACCCGCGAAUCAGCGAGCUGAAGUCGGACUCGGCCUUCUGCAAGGACUGCCAGAAGUGGGUCAGGCUUUCCCCCAAUACCAAGUACUCGCUAUACCACUGGCGAAUCCAUACCCAGAAGUGCACAAGCACUGUUCCAAGUUCGAGAGUAGCGACCGCUCAGAGGAAGCUGAAGAUUGUCAACGACGCUAACGUGAAGGCAUUCACUGCUCGCAGCGUCGAAUGUAAACUCUGUGAUGCGACCAUCGAGCUCGAAGGAGGCUCCGACUACGAUUUGACGAAGUGGGAAGAGCACAAGUUGACAGUGCAUAACUUGGAAACCCCUGUCCCCGAACCCCGCAACCUCGUUGUGCCCAAGACUAUCGACGGCGCAACUCCCGCGACACCUCGUCCCCCACCAUCCACCGCCUCCACCGAAGAGACGGUGGUCGCAACCGAUUCGUCUCCUCCGCGCAAGAACACGAAGCGCGCGCGUGAGGAUGACGACGAGGAGGUCGCCGUCGCCGAACGCUCCGUACGUCCCCGCGACGAGACUUAUACCGCCCCGGAGGGCGAGUCUCCCGGCUUCCUCAACUGGAUUGUCGCGCCGGUCAAGCACUUCUUCCGUGGCUUCCGCGAGGGUCUGGCCGGCUCAGGUUGAAUCCAGUCUGUGCUCAUACCCUCUCGCCAUCGCAUCUACUUACCCACAUGCCCAUCUCAAUACGUCACUCUUUGCGUAAACGUUUCCCUUCCUGAUCUCA
Molecule: messenger RNA, 1407 nt
Organism: Trametes versicolor FP-101664 SS1
Lineage: Eukaryota; Fungi; Basidiomycota; Agaricomycetes; Polyporales; Polyporaceae
Exons: 6
Coding region: 24-1307 (427 amino acids)
Source: RefSeq, a predicted model, not a curated record